CACCUCUCCUCUCAAGGGUGCGGUGGUGUGAACGACUCCGGACGGGGUCGGUCAGGCAGCCGAGGGGAAACUGGGUGGGGGGGUCUCCCCAGCGGUCGCGCGUUUGGAUCUUCCGGGCGUUUGGAUUUGAAGCGUUUGCGUGGCGAAUUUUCGCGGAACCGGUUCGUCAGCGUUUUGUGUCGCGUCUACGCGGUGCGUGACGUUUGUCACCUCUCAAGAGGUGGUGGACGACUGGUGGGCGGGUGGUGUGGACGACUCCGGACGGGGACAGUCAGGCAGCCGAGGGGACACUGGGUGGGGCCUCCCCAGCGGUCGCGCGUUUGGAUCUUCCGUCCGGGCGUUGGAAUUUGAAGCAUUUGCGUUGCGACUUUGCGCUCAGCCUGUCCGUGUCUACGCGGUGCGUGACGUUUGUCACCUCUUCUCUCAAGAGUGCGGUGAUGCGGGGUCCCCAGCGCGGGGACAGUAAAAGUAGCCAAGGGGUGGCUCGUUUGAUUCUUCCGGGCAUUUGGAUUUGAAGCAUUUGCGUGGAGAAUUUGCGCGGAGCCUGUUCGUCAGCGUUUUGCGCCGCGUCUACGCGGUGCGUGACGUUUGUCACCUCUCAGGAGUGAGGUGGUGUGGAUGACUCUGGCCAGGGACAGUCAGGCAGCCGAGGGGACGCUGGGCGUGUAAGGUGUCUCCCCAGUGGUGGAGCGUUUGGAUUUUCUGGACGUUUGGAUUUGAAGCGUUUUGCGUUGUGAAUUUGCGCGGAGCCUAUUCGUCAGCGUUUUGCGCCGCGUCUACGCGGUGCAUGACGUUUGUCACCUCUCCACUCAAGAGUCGAUGGUGGGGGGUCCCCGGGGUGGGGACAGUCAAGCAGCUGAGGGGACACUGGGUGAGGGUCUCCCAAGUUGUCGCGUUUUGAUCUAAAGCGUUUGCGUUGCGAAUUUGCGUGGAGCCUGUUGGUAAGCGUCUUGCGCCGCGUCUUCGCGGUGGGUGACGUUUGUCACCUCUCCUGUCAAGAUCGCGGUGGUGAGGGGUCCCCGGGGUGGGGACAGUCAAGCAGCUGAGGGGACACUGGGUGGGGUCUCCCCAGCAGUCACGCGUUUGGAUCUUCCGUCCGGGUGUUGGAAUUUGAAGCGUUUGCGUUGCGACUUUGCGCGCAGCCUGUCAGUAUCUACGGGGUGCGUGACAUUUGUCACCUCUCCUCUCAAGUGUGCAAGGGUGCGGGGUCCCCGGGGUAGGGACAGUCAAGCAGGCGAGAGGACACUGGGUGGGGUCUCCCCAGUGGUGGCACGUUUGAUUCUUCGGGGCGUUUGGAUUUGAAGCGUUUGCGUUGCGAAUUUGCGCGGAGCCUGUUCGUAAGCGUUUUGCGCCGUGUCUACGCGGUGAGUGACAUUUGUCACCUGUCAUCUCAAGUAGGCGGCGGGGUGUGAGGAGGUGUGUGCAGAGUCACGUUGAGUCGGGUGGGUGGUGGCCCUGCGUGGUGGGGAGCGCGACCCUGGUUGAGUGGGACGUGUCGUCGUCUAUGCAGUACCGUGUUUCCCCCCCGAACAUAAGACCUACCUAUUAACCCACAACUUCACCGUAUUUGAAUCAACGUAGAUGGUUGGGCCGUACUUACAAAAAAAUAACGGCCGUCCCCUGAAAACCAGCCCUGGGGUGUCUUCUUGGGGGAAAAAUAAAUAGAGGACCCUGUCUGAUUUUCGAGAAAACACGGCGCCUUCCAGAUAUCAAGAGCUCGAGAGAUGUGCUUAAAGAAAAUGAUCGAGAAAAAGAGUGUCAAGUAAAAAAAAAAAAAAAAAAAAAUCUCUCCUUGGUGACAAGGACGUCAAGAAUUUUGUCACCGGCGAAAGAGAUUAUGAAGUUGGACGGGUUGGAAUGAGUGGUCCCGGUUUCUCCGGAGGACGGAAUGUCGCCCAGGGCCUCCACUCCCGGCGGAGCCACUCGGCCGUGAUUCGAGGAGUCGAGGAGACUCCGGGGAUGAGGCCUCCACCCCGAGGAUGAGAGAGGCCGGCGCCAUGGCGUCCCUCGAUGACCCGGGGGACGUCAGGGAGGGGUUCCUCUGUCCCCUGUGCCUCAAAGACCUGCAGACCUUCCACCAGCUCCACUGCCACUACGAGGAGGAGCACUCCGGGGAAGACCGGGAUGUCAGGGGCCAGAUUAAGAGUCUCGUCCAGAAGGCCAAAAAAGCGAAGAACAAGUUGUUGAAGCGAGAGGCGGACGAUCGGGCCGAGUCGGGGAGCCCCGGAUACGAGUCCUUCAGCUAUGGGGGGGUGGACCCCCACAUGUGGGAACCCCAAGAGCUUGGCGCCGUGCGGAGUCACCUCUCCGACUUCAAGAAGCACCGAGCCGCGAGAAUCGAUCACUACGUCGUCGAGGUCAAUAAAUUGAUAAUCAGGUUAGAGAAGCUGACUGCGUUCGACCGAGCCAAUAUGGAAUCUGCGAAGAUCCGAGCCCUGGAGAGGCGCGUGGUGCCCUGGGUCCCCGACCAGGACGUCCCGUUCUGCCCGGACUGCGGGAGCAAGUUCAGCGUCCGCCAGCGGCGCCACCACUGCCGGCUCUGCGGGUCCGUCCUCUGCGGCAGGUGCUCGCAGGGGCUCGGGCUCCCCCUGGCAAACAAGCUCACCAGCGCCAGCCGGGAGGCCCUGGGCGCGGAGGCCAGCCCCGGCCAGUCCCGCCGGGGCAGCGUGGGCAGCGUGGGCAGCUCGGCCUCCCUUCUGGAGGACAGGGAGGAGGACGGCCUCAUCCGCACCUGCCGGCACUGCAAGGACACCCUGCUCAGGCACCAGGAGCGCCUGGACGAGAGGGACCGCACGCCCGAGGUCGCUAGCCUCUACCAGUUUCUCCCUAGCGCCGGCGAGACGACCUACAGUCUCGAACUCGCCAACGACCUCCGCGUGGAAGUGCAGAAAAUGUACGAGCUCAUAGAUGCCUUAAGCAAGAAGAUCCUGAACUUGGACUUGAACCGGGAGCCUCCGCCCCACCCGAAUACGUUGAGGCUGCAGAGGAUGAUCCGACACUCGGCCACGCUUUUCGUGCAGGAGAAGCUGCUGGGUUUGAUGUCGCUGCCGACCCAAGAGCAGUUUGAGGAGCUGAAGAGGAAGAGGAAGGAGGAAAUGGAGAGGAAGAGGGCACAGGAGAGACAGGCCGCCCUGGACUCCCAUCCCAGCCUCGACGGGAGGCACAGAGGCCCGGCCUCCAACGGGGAGGUCGCGUCUCUCCGCGCGGGACACGCCCGCUUGCGGAAGGCCGAGGGCUGGCUCCCGGAGGCUGGAGGAGGAGGAGGCCCGGACGCCGGGGAGGACUGCGACCCCCUGCUGCAGCAGAUCCGCAACAUCACGUCGUUCAUCCGCCAGGCGCGGGCGGCGGGCCGGGAGGCCGAGCUGCGCACUCUGCAAGAAAACCUCCGGCAGCUCCAGGACGAGUUCGACCAGCAGCAGACGGAGAAGGCCUUGGAGCUUUCCAGAAGGGAGGCCGAGGCGGAGGAUUUCCAGCGGGAGCAGCUGCAGAAGCUCCGGGAGCGCGAGUGGCAGCGGGAGCGCGAGGCGGCGGCGGCGGCCUCGGCCUCCUCGCUGAGCCUCCACGCGCGCACCAAGUCCCUGGACUUCCGAGAAGCGAGGCCGUUCCAGGUGGAGGCCCGCGCGGCCUCCGCUACUGCGGGAGGCGGCCUCGCGCGCGCCCUGGACCUGGGCGCCUCCCCGGUUCCGGGCAGCUUGGCCUCUACCUCCCCUUUGUCGCCCAUCCAGGCUUGCUGGGGGCCUCCAGCUUUGGGCCUCCAGUUACGUCCCCAGAGUGGCGCGUCGCCUCCGCCGCAAGACGAGGUCGCCUCCUUAAACCCCUUCGCGGAAGAGGAGGCCGCGUCCGGCCUCGCCGAGGAGGCCGCAGCGCAAGUCCCCAAAGAGUACAACCCUUUUGAGGAGGAGGACGAGGAAGAAGAGGAGGAGGAGGAGGAUAUAGGCGUCGGGAACCCGUUUGUCGCGGGCCGGGACCCUCCGCCGGCGCCCAACCCCUUCGAGGAGGAAGAGGAGGAGGAAGAGGGGGUACAGGGUCUCCCGGCCUCCGGACAGAGCCUCCUCCCGGCCUCCAGCAACCCGUUUUUCGAGGCCGGCUCCACAGCCGGCAGCAACCCGUUCGAGGCGGACGGCGACUGGCUCGACGGCGACAGCGAGCGCAUCGAGGAGGAGCUCCUGCUCCAGCAGAUCGACAACAUCAAGGCGUACAUCUUCGACGCCAAGCAGAGCGGCCGCCUGGACGAGGUGGAGGUCCUCACCGAGAACCUGCGCGAGCUGAAGCGCGCGCUGGCCAGGCAGAAGGGGGGCGCCGCGGAGUGACGGGGACGUUGAGGGGCGCUGGGAUGGUGGUGGGGACACGCAGCCGGGGACGGGGAACGCGGGAUGGAGCACGUGGCGUCGCCGGGGAUCGAACCAGAGCGAGGACGGAGACGCGCGCACGCCAGGGACGGGAGUGUGCGUUGCGCACUGCGCGAUUAUCCCCACGGCGACCGAAUAAUAAAAAGUGGGAGCUAGAACCGGAAGGGUCAGCGCCCUCA
This is a messenger RNA of Microcebus murinus (gray mouse lemur), 4528 nucleotides long. The record is from RefSeq and is a predicted model, not a curated record. NCBI's taxonomy places the organism in Eukaryota, Metazoa, Chordata, Mammalia, Primates, Cheirogaleidae.